Messenger RNA from Homalodisca vitripennis (glassy-winged sharpshooter), 2752 nucleotides. It is a transcript of the gene Ide, whose product is annotated as insulin-degrading enzyme. The transcript is spliced from 19 exons. Gene Ontology annotation, biological process: peptide catabolic process. Gene Ontology annotation, cellular component: mitochondrion; cytosol. Gene Ontology annotation, molecular function: metalloendopeptidase activity; metal ion binding. The record is from RefSeq and is a predicted model, not a curated record. NCBI's taxonomy places the organism in Eukaryota, Metazoa, Arthropoda, Insecta, Hemiptera, Cicadellidae. The annotation marks the transcript as partial.
UUUUUAACACCAAUUUGUUUGUGCAGGUUUGCCCAGUUUUUCCUGUGUCCACUCUUCACGGAGAGUGCCACUGACAGGGAGGUGAAUGCUGUCAAUUCAGAGCAUGAGAAAAACAUACCCAGUGACUCGUGGCGUAUGGACCAACUUGACAAAUCCACAUCUAAGCCUGGUCAUCCUUAUAGUCAGUUUGGGACAGGAAACAAGUUGACCCUGGAUACCAUCCCUAAGGAGUUGGGUGUCAAUGUACGAGAUGAGCUUUUGAAGUUUCAUGACAAAUGGUAUUCUUCUAACAUUAUGUCUCUGGCCAUUUUGGGAAAAGAGGAUUUGGAUACACUGGAAAAAAUAGCUGUUGAUCUCUUUUCUGGAGUGAAAAACAAACAUGUGACAUCACCAAUAUGGCUUGAACACCCGUUCGGCCCCGAUCAAGUGAAGAUGAAGGGGUUCAUAGUGCCUAUUAAGGAUCUACGAAAUCUCAAUAUUAACUUUCCAAUACCUGACCUGCAUGAGUACUACAAGUCUGGACCAGGACACUACCUGAGCCACUUGUUUGGCCAUGAGGGUCCAGGAAGCCUGCUGUCUGAACUGCGGUCCCGUGGCUGGUGCAACAGUCUGGUCGGUGGCGUGCGCCAUGGCUCCAAGGGGUUCUCUUUCUUCGGUAUCAAUGUGGACCUUACAGAGCAAGGCAUCCAACACAUCGAUAGCAUCGUGAAGUUGGUUUUCCAAUACGUUACAAUGCUGAAGAAGGAAGGUCCCAAGGAGUGGAUAUUUGAGGAGUUCAAGGACAUUAUGUCAAUGCACUUCCGAUUCAAGGACAAGGAAAUGCCAAGGAGCUAUGUUUCUAAUAUUGCUGUCAAUUUACACGACUAUCCCAUGGAAGAGGUGCUGUCAGCAUCCUACCUCCUAAGUGAGUGGCGACCAGAUUUGGUACAGAAGGUGCUUGGUUACUUCACACCACAAAAUGUCAGAGUGGCUGUUGUUGGAAAGAUGUUUGAGAACAAAGCAACAGAAAGUGAGAAAUGGUAUGGUACAAAGUACAAACAGGAGAAAAUACCAGAAGAUACCAUAAAAGACUGGAAUGAUGAAAGCCUCUGUGAAGCUUUACACCUUCCCUCCAAAAACGAGUUCAUCCCCAAUGAUUUCAGUCUACUGCCACGUGAAGAAAAUCCCAGUCAGUACCCCGUGGUUAUAAAGGAGAGUCCUGUUAUCCGAGUGUGGUACAAGCAAGACGAUGAGUUUCUCCUGCCAAAGGCCAAUCUUAGUUUUGAGUUUGUCAGUCCAUUGGCUUACUUGGAUCCUCAUUGCUGUAACAUGACCUACAUGUUCGUCCUGCUGUUCAAGGAUGCACUCAAUGAGUAUGCAUACGCUGCUGAACUGGCGGGGAUGAAAUGGGAGCUGACUAAUACAAAGUAUGGCAUGGUGCUUGGUAUUGGAGGGUACAACAACAAGCAACAUGUGCUGCUCCAAAAAAUCAUCGAGAAGUUAACAAACUUCAAAAUUGACCCGAAGAGAUUCGAAAUUUUAAAGGAAAAUUAUAUCCGAGGGCUGAAGAACUUUGAGGCUGAGCAACCCUAUCAGCAUGCAGUGUACUUCCUAGCAGUGAUAUUGUCCGAGCAGGCUUGGACCAAGGAGGAGUUGCUGAAUGCUGCUGCAGAUCUGACCCUGGAGAGAAUGGAAGCAUUCAUCCCUCAGAUAUUGAGCAAGAUGUUCAUAGAGUCUUUAGUACAUGGCAAUGUUGACACCAAGACAGCCUUGUCUCUGGUGCAAUCCGUGGAGGAUCAACUCAACGACAGUGUGUCCUUAUGACAAUUACUGCCCCGUCAGCUGCUGCGCAACCGCGAGAUACAGCUGGCGGAUGGCUCUGACUACAUUUACGAGCUUCACAACAAAUUGCACCGCAGUUCCUGCACAGAGAAUUACUACCAGUGCAGUUUGCAAUCCACGCAGUCUAAUAUGGUGCUAGAACUGUUUGUACAAAUCAUAACAGAACCUUGUUUCAACAUACUACGCACUCAGGAACAGUUAGGUUAUAUUGUGUUUAGUGGUAUUCGAAGAGCCAAUGGUGCUCAGGGUCUACGUAUCAUUGUGCAGUCAGACAGACACCCGGCAUAUGUUGAUGGCAGAAUUGAGCAAUUUCUGUUGCAAAUGGAGGACCAACUGAAGGGAAUGACUGAGGAGGAGUUUGACAGGCACAAGGAGGCUUUGGCAGCUCAACGAUUGGAGAAGCCCAAGCGGCUCAGCUCCUUGUCAGCUCGUUUCUGGGCCGAGAUCACAUCACAGCAGUACAAUUUUGAUCGGGCUCACAUAGAGGUUGACUACUUGCGAACGCUCACCAAGGAAGAUGUCAUCAAUUUCUACAAAGAUCUGAUAAGUGCUGAGUCGCCUCACAGACAUAAGCUAUCAGUACAUGUGGUUUCCACUGCAGAGGGAGGUGCUGGUAACAACAACUCUACUUUGGACUAUGAUCAGCCUAAGGCUGUGAAGAUAGAGGAUGUCACCAGGUUUAAGAGCAGCCAGAGCCUGUUUCCACUUGUUCAGCCUUUCAUCAACAUCGGUUCUAUCACCAAGUCCAAGUUAUGAUGUCCCUCAAUGAAGUGUCAGUUACUUAAAGAACUUAUUGCAAACACACGUUUUUUAUUUACAAUGUUUUUAUUGUUGUAAUGUUCACAAAAUAGUACGGGUUUUAUUUAUAAAGUAAUGAGAUCUGUAUUUGCAUUUGUUUUGUUUUUAUAGGUAAUUAUGACUGUUACUGAUA